Messenger RNA from Aspergillus chevalieri, 393 nucleotides. RefSeq lists its product as uncharacterized. The transcript has 2 exons. The coding region runs from base 1 to 393 and encodes 130 amino acids. The record is from RefSeq and is a predicted model, not a curated record. Lineage: Eukaryota; Fungi; Ascomycota; Eurotiomycetes; Eurotiales; Aspergillaceae.
AUGUAUCUCGUUACCACGGGUGCUGUGUUCCCGCCUACGUCGUUGCAUUUCGGGCCGUUGUUUGCGGAGACGUUUUCUGAGAAGGAAGCGAUUCUGGCAAGGGGAUUGGAGAUUGCGAGUGAUAUUGCGGAGAAUGUGAGUCCGUUGGCAGGGGCGUUGAAUCGCGGGCUUUUGUGGAGGGGACUUGAUUCGCCAGAGGAGACGCAUUUGUUGGAGUCGGGGAUUUUGUAUCAUAUGUUUCGAGGGAGGGACCAGAGAGAGGGUGUUGGCGCGUUCUUGGAGAAGAGGACGCCGAAUUUCAGGGCGACUCUGGAGGAGGAUGGUCCCCGAGAGUAUCCCUGGUGGUCCGAGGUUGACAUUAAUCCGAAGGCUAAAGGUGAGUCCAAACUGUAA